This is a messenger RNA of Gavia stellata (red-throated loon), 1381 nucleotides long. It is a transcript of the gene KCNAB2, whose product is annotated as potassium voltage-gated channel subfamily A regulatory beta subunit 2. Gene Ontology annotation, molecular function: potassium channel regulator activity; transmembrane transporter binding; voltage-gated potassium channel activity. Gene Ontology annotation, biological process: potassium ion transport; regulation of potassium ion transmembrane transport; transmembrane transport. Bases 1 to 1251 code for a protein of 416 amino acids. Lineage: Eukaryota; Metazoa; Chordata; Aves; Gaviiformes; Gaviidae. Gene Ontology annotation, cellular component: extrinsic component of cytoplasmic side of plasma membrane; cytoplasm; juxtaparanode region of axon. The transcript is spliced from 15 exons. The record is from RefSeq and is a predicted model, not a curated record.
AUGCUCUCCAUGACGUACAGCGAGAGCCUGCGCAGCGUGGCCAGCCGGCACCCCCCCGAGUGGGGGCUGCCGCCGGCCCCCCAGCCGGCAGACACGCUGGAGCUGCGGCGGCUGCGGGACGUGCGGGCGGCGGCACGGGCGAAGACGCUGGAGGAGUUCCUGCGGAUGCACGGGCUCUCACUGGCCGACAGCACCGCCCGCACCACCGGCAUGAAGUACAGGAACCUCGGGAAGUCUGGGCUGCGCGUGUCCUGCCUGGGCCUGGGGACAUGGGUGACUUUCGGAGGGCAAAUCACAGAUGAGAUGGCGGAGCAGCUGAUGACUUUAGCCUAUGACAAUGGCAUUAAUCUCUUCGACACAGCAGAAGUCUACGCCGCCGGCAAGGCCGAGGUGGUGCUGGGGAACAUCAUCAAGAAGAAAGGAUGGAGACGGUCCAGCCUGGUCAUCACCACCAAAAUCUUCUGGGGAGGAAAGGCCGAGACGGAGAGGGGCCUGUCCCGAAAGCACAUCAUAGAAGGUUUGAAGGCGUCGCUGGAGCGGCUGCAGCUGGAGUAUGUGGAUGUGGUGUUCGCCAACCGGCCCGACCCCAACACACCGAUGGAAGGGCACCCAUUUAGUUCCUCCAAGUCCAGGACUUUCAUCAUAGAAGAGACGGUGCGAGCCAUGACCCACGUCAUCAACCAGGGGAUGGCCAUGUACUGGGGGACCUCGCGCUGGAGCUCCAUGGAGAUCAUGGAGGCGUACUCGGUGGCCCGGCAGUUCAACCUGAUCCCACCGAUCUGCGAGCAGGCCGAGUACCACAUGUUCCAGCGGGAGAAGGUGGAGGUGCAGCUCCCCGAGCUCUUCCACAAAAUAGGCGUCGGAGCCAUGACCUGGUCCCCGCUGGCCUGCGGCAUCGUCUCGGGGAAGUACGACGGGGGGAUCCCCCCCUACUCCCGCGCCUCGCUGAAGGGAUACCAGUGGCUGAAGGACAAGAUCCUGAGCGAGGAGGGCCGGCGGCAGCAGGCAAAGCUGAAAGAGCUGCAGGCCAUCGCUGAGCGCCUGGGCUGCACCCUGCCCCAGCUUGCCAUCGCCUGGUGUCUGCGCAACGAGGGCGUCAGCUCCGUCUUGCUGGGUGCCUCCAAUGCGGACCAGCUGAUGGAGAAUAUUGGAGCAAUACAGGUCCUUCCGAAGCUGUCGUCUUCCAUCGUCCAUGAGAUCGAUAGCAUCCUGGGCAACAAACCUUACAGCAAGAAGGACUACAGAUCCUAAGCGCGCGCUUAAGCGCGCCGCCCACCGCGCAGCCCUCGCCGCCCGUUCGCUUGCUUACGCUUUGUUGGAGCAAAGUGGAGAGUGUGGUUUGCACCACGAGCCCAACGCGCCACGAGCGCCGAGAGCCAGC